Molecule: messenger RNA, 1910 nt
Organism: Tribolium castaneum (red flour beetle)
Lineage: Eukaryota; Metazoa; Arthropoda; Insecta; Coleoptera; Tenebrionidae
Product: sphingomyelin phosphodiesterase
Exons: 7
Coding region: 83-1891 (602 amino acids)
Biological process (GO): ceramide biosynthetic process; sphingomyelin catabolic process
Cellular component (GO): lysosome
Molecular function (GO): acid sphingomyelin phosphodiesterase activity
Source: RefSeq, a predicted model, not a curated record
AAAAUCACUUGAGAUAAAACUCUUCACUUGGAAAAUAUAUAAUUGAUGACCCAAAAACAAAUCGAUUUUAUACUUUGCCACCAUGGCACCAUCUACCUUCCUUAGUUUACUGUUCUUCGUUACAAUUUUUACCUUAACGACGUGUAAAAAGGUCACCAUUGAGGAUUUGGAGCCACUUGAAACCGGGCUUCGCGAAUACUUCCAAACAGGUCAAGCUACAGACGAGUUUCUGAAAACUUUACAUUCGUACGAAUUUCCUUACUUGUUUCGCGAUGGGAUGGAAAAAUUCUACGACAGUGCGGCCGUUUGCUACAUGUGUAGUUUAGUCGUAGAUUUUGUGAUCAAUCAACGAAAAAAUGCAGGCGUUAGUCGUGAAACUAUCCUCGAUGAAGCUACUUUCUUGUGUUCUGAAUUAAAAAUGGAAGCUGCGAGGGUCUGUAAAGGCCAAAUGGAGCUCAAUAUUGAUAUUUUCUUGUACACAAUUGACAAUUACCCAAACUUUACUUCGAAUCGAGUUUGUGGUGGGUUCCUCCAAGGCCACAAUUGUGACACUGGUGACGCUUUUGAAUGGACUAUUAACAUCCCGUCUGGUAAUUCACCCGAACGUCCAAAACCCAGUGGAACAGAUAGUUUCACUAUUUUACAACUCAGUGAUAUUCACUACGAUCCUAACUACACUCCAAAUGGGAAUGCUGUUUGUGGCGAACCUGUUUGUUGCCAACCGGACCAAGGAGAGCCUUCAGGUCCCGAAAAUGCUUGUGGAUACUGGACCGAUUAUAGAUUAGGAGAUAGUCCGUGGUAUUUAAUAGAGGAAACAAUUAGGCAAACAAAAACCCAGCAAGUUGAUUAUGUUUACUACACUGGCGAUAUUAUCGUACACCGAACUUGGGAAACUAGCAUUGAAAGCAAUACCGAAGCUAUCACUAAACUGUAUUCAUACUUUAAGGAUAGUUACGAUGUUCCAGUUUAUCCCAUUUUUGGAAAUCACGAAUCUCAUCCUCUUAACGUGUGGCCUAAUGAUAAAAUACUCGACGAUAAGUUGAGUAUUAAAUGGUUGUUUGAACUCGCAGCCAAACACUGGUCCGAAUUAAUAGGUGAAGAUGUUAGCGAAACGGUUUUAAAAGGUGGUUAUUAUACCGUGAGUCCACGUCCUGGAUUCAGGAUUAUUGGGAUGAACAGUAACGUUGCUUAUACCGACAAUUGGUGGUUGAUGUACGAUGAUGUUGACCCAUAUGGGCAAUUGCAAUGGUUAAGUGACACUCUUAAAAAAGCCGAAGAUAAUAACGAAAGUGUCCAUAUACUGACCCAUGUUCCAACUGGUUGCUCAUACAGUUUAAAGGUUUGGAAUCGCGAAUAUAGAAAAAUCCUUGAAAGAUUUGCUAAUACCAUAACUGGGCACUUUAAUGGACACACCCAUAGAGACGAGUUUCUAGUUUACUACAACAGUUCAAAUCCGACUCAAGCCAUUGGAGCUGCAUUUAACGGAGCUUCUGUAACUCCAUACGAUCUUUCUAAUCCAAGUUUCAAAUAUUACCACGUUGACGAAACCACUUUUAAUUUACUAGAUUACGAAGAGUGGGCCUUUAAUUUAACCCUUGCCAACUCUUACGGCUCCUCCAAGUUGCCAGAAUGGUACAAAUUGUACAGUUUUGUGGAAGCUUACGGCGUCGAUAAUUUGCUCCCUUCUGAAGUCGAUAAAGUGUUGUACAAAAUGACCGACGACCACUCGCUACUUGACGACUAUUUCAAAUUCAAAUUCCGAAAUGGUGAUCCUGGGAUUAGUCCUGGGUGCGAUGAUGGGUGUAAGAAAGAUUUGUUGUGCGAUAUUGCAACAACUGUGUUUGGUGACGACGCGCAAUGCAAGCGUUUCCUAGACUUGUACGACCAAUAAAUUUAAAUUGCAAACAAUA